Cornus florida is the source of this 692-nucleotide messenger RNA. RefSeq names its product outer envelope pore protein 16-4, chloroplastic. Bases 30 to 428 code for a protein of 132 amino acids. Gene Ontology annotation, cellular component: TIM22 mitochondrial import inner membrane insertion complex. Lineage: Eukaryota; Viridiplantae; Streptophyta; Magnoliopsida; Cornales; Cornaceae. The transcript is spliced from 6 exons. The record is from RefSeq and is a predicted model, not a curated record. Gene Ontology annotation, biological process: protein insertion into mitochondrial inner membrane. Gene Ontology annotation, molecular function: transmembrane protein transporter activity.
GAUGUCCCUAAAAUGAAACAUUUUACUGAAUGAAUGGACAGAUGGAGGAAGUAGACAUCGUCGGCAUCGCACCCUGCUCUUCUCUCGCCGUCGAUUCCGUCCUUCGCGUCGGAACUGCCGGUAUAAUCUGGGGUCUAUGCUCUGGUCCGUACGAUGCUAACAAAAUAGGCCUCACCGGAAUCGCCCGUGCUUCUUUCGUGGCAAAGUCAGUUGGUAAAUUCGGCUUUCAAUGUGGACUUUUUGCUGGAAUUUUUUCUUUCACUCGCUGUGGGAUUCAAAGUUAUCGGAAGAAGAAUGAUUGGGUAAAUGCUUUGAUUGCGGGCGCUGUAGCGGGGGCAGCUGCUGGUGCCGGCACCCGAAGCUGGAAACAGGUCGCGGGGAUGGCCGGUCUUGUUUCUGCCUUUUGUGCUGUAGCUGACAACUCCUAAAACAAUUUGAAGUUCCUCCUUGUAAAAAGUCUUACGGUGGAGGACGAAAAGGAAGUGCUCAACCUCAUCUUACACCUCCACUUGUGUGCUGCCAAUUCAAUUCUUCUUCUCUCUCUCUGUUAUAGGAACUAUAUUUAUUUUUUUAAACUUUAAAACGGGGUGAAUCUUUCUGAUUUAUAGUUGUUCUCGGAGUCUCGUACUAACUGUGUUGCUGCUAUACAUAAUACAAUCAUAAUAUCUCAACUCGUGAAACAAGUUAUGAUA